GCGCAAUGCUCAGUCAACAAGUGAUUGCUAGGUAUGCCACGAUGCAAAACUCGUUUCAGAGUAAUACCCAGGCUUUACAUUUGUGGGACUAUGACUUGAUAUUAGAGAAGAUCGGUUAUGGCAAAACUCAAUGGUUACUUUUAAUCAUUAGUGGUUUACUGACGAUUACGUCUGUGGCUGCUCAACAAUCCAUGAGUAUUAUAGCAAUCACAUCGCAAUGUGAAUUUGGAUCAAGUCAAGCUGAAAAAGGUCUGAUGAUGGCUGCGUGUGUUGCUGGACUGUUUUUCUCUACAUAUAUAUGGGGAUACAUCAGCGACGACAUUGGGCGUCGGAAAGUUUUACUUUGCGGUGUUUUCGCCAGCAAUAUAUUACAAUUCGUUCUUAUGUUUGUUACAAACAUUUGGAUAUUUAACAUAAUUAACUUAUUUGUUGGUAUCAGCAUUGGUGGUGUCUCAGCUGCAAUAUAUGCAUAUUUAAGUGAAUUCAAUACACCCAAACAUCGAGCAGUUGCUAUAAAUUAUUCGACAAUGUUCGUCAGUGUGACUGCAAUAUAUGUUCCAGUGACUGCUUGGAUGGUACUGUCGUCUAACUGGUCGCUCAGCUUAGGCGAUUUUGUUUUUCGGCCAUGGCGUUUAAUUAUGCUGAUAAGUCUUCUACCUGGAUUAAUGGGGGGCUUGCUAUUAUUACGCUAUCCAGAAAGCCCGAAGCUUUUAUUAUCGCAAAAUAAAACCAACGAGGCAAUACAAGCUGUUUCUUGGAUUUGUAAAUUUAAUCGAGGCACACCUAUACAGGAUUUGCUAAAUUGUGACGUAUUUCUGCUCAAAUCGGAAGUUGAAUCUGACGAGAAUUCGAUAGAUAAUAUCCCCAGAUGUAUUUUAUCAAAAAUUGCACGUGCAACCGCUCCCCUAUUUCAUAAGCCCCAUGGAUUAUACUUUAUAAUAAGCAACAUCGCUGUAUUUGGGAUGUUUUUCAGCUCAAAUGGUAUGCAGUUUUGGUUUCCAGAAAUCGUAAACCGGUCAUCUGAGGCCUUCAAUGACUCAUCUACUGUUUGCGAAAUAUUAAGCGAGUACAAUACAAAAGCAGAAAAUUUUACACUGGCCUGCUCAGAUCACAUAUCAAACAAAACUUACAUAGACAACAUAAUUGUUGGAGUCGCCUUUUUAAUUGGAUUUUCCAUUCAAGGGACUCUAAUUAACCCGUUAGGCCGUAAGAACGUACUGCUAGCUGCGCUCAUAAUUGCAACGUUUUCUGGCAUUUGUCUUCAUUUUUUUGGGAACCGCACGGCAGUACUUGUACUAUUUUGCCUUUACAUACUUUUGCCGGGACUUUCGAUUUCCAUCAUGCUCGGUGCAAUUGUUGAUCUGGUCCCAACUAAUCUACGUGGAAAAGCUGUUAGCUUUUGCAUGUCCUUGGGACGACUUGGAAUCAUCGCAGCUACAAACUUAAUGGGAUUUAUGUUACAGCCAUACUGUAAUAUAACCUUUGCAAUUUGUAAUUUUAUUCUGUUUGUGUGUGUCGUUCUCGUUAAUAUCAUACCAAUCCAGAGGUCUACAUAGUUGGGACAGUACCAUUAUAUCACGUUAUAUCUACAGAACAAUAAGCUACAGUGUGCGCGAGGCCUAAUAGGUCAAAUUUUCCCCGAGGAUUAUUCAAACAUAUGUAUUCUUGUAAAUACAUAUCUAGUAACCGGAUCGGUUAUACGUAUACAGCGCUCAUCGGUCGGUUGGGAAUCGACGCGUAACAGCUUCAGUUUGAAUUUUUUAGCUAUCUCAUAAGGACCUUUUCUUUAAAAUUUUGUAUACUUUUGAUAUUAAAAACAAGUUUUUAAAACUGUUAU
Messenger RNA from Drosophila obscura, 1837 nucleotides. RefSeq names its product synaptic vesicle glycoprotein 2A-like. NCBI's taxonomy places the organism in Eukaryota, Metazoa, Arthropoda, Insecta, Diptera, Drosophilidae. Gene Ontology annotation, molecular function: transmembrane transporter activity. The transcript has 9 exons. Gene Ontology annotation, cellular component: membrane. Gene Ontology annotation, biological process: transmembrane transport. The record is from RefSeq and is a predicted model, not a curated record. The coding region runs from base 6 to 1556 and encodes 516 amino acids.